Clarias gariepinus (North African catfish) is the source of this 1593-nucleotide messenger RNA. RefSeq names its product von Willebrand factor C domain-containing protein 2-like. NCBI's taxonomy places the organism in Eukaryota, Metazoa, Chordata, Actinopteri, Siluriformes, Clariidae. Gene Ontology annotation, molecular function: protein binding. Gene Ontology annotation, biological process: negative regulation of BMP signaling pathway. The record is from RefSeq and is a predicted model, not a curated record. The transcript is spliced from 5 exons. Gene Ontology annotation, cellular component: AMPA glutamate receptor complex. The coding region runs from base 1 to 990 and encodes 329 amino acids.
AUGGAGCUACGGAUAAGGGGCUCGGUGGCGCGCGCCUCUCCGCCCGGUACGCUCCCGCUCUUACCGCCGCUGGUUUUUUCCCCUCACGCGCGGUUACAUCCACAUCCGCGGCGCCCGGUGACGGACGGACACGAGGCGACCGGCUCGCGCGGCUCCUCUGCGCCAUUGAGUGUGAAUAGUAAAACCAUGCGCUCUCUCGCGCGCUGUCUGUGUCUCGCGCUCCUGUGCGCUGCUCUCCUCCACGCCGCCUCCGAGUUCUCCUCCUCCUCCUCAUCUUCAUCCUCAUCUUCAUCCUCCUCCAACUCCAACUCCAAAUCAGACCUGGACUACGAGUUCGGAGAUUACCGGGGCAAAUGGUGCAUCGACGAUCACGGCUUCGUGUAUAACAUCGGCGAGGUUUAUUACCCCGGGCGCGCCACGUGCCCGUGCACCUGCACGGAGGACGGACCGGUGUGCGUGCGCCCCAAGUGCCCGCGCAUACACCCGCGGUGCACGCGCAUCAGGUACAAGGCGUGCUGUCCGGUGUGUGAGGCCAUCAGCAAGGUGUGUGUGUACAGAGGCAGAACAUACCGGCUGUUCGAGGAGUUCAGGUUGUCUAGGUGUGAGCGGUGUCGCUGCGAGCCCAGUGGUGAAGUGUACUGCAGCAUUUCGGACUGUCCGGCUUUGCACUGUGUAAACCCUACAUACGAACCCAAACACUGCUGCCCUGUGUGUAAGAGCGAAACUGGAGCACGGCCUGCUGGGAGAUUGGAGGGCCAAGGGGGCAGCGCUGAUAACAGCAUGAAAGGAACAGAUUGUGUGUGUGUGUGUGUGUCCAAACUGCUUUGCGGGAAACCGCAUCAUUCCGGCUGGAGAGAGAGUGGAGGUGGACGAAUCGACUGUCUGUUUCUGUACCUACAGAGACGGGACCUGGCAAACGCACCCACACGCCACAUGCGAACAGCGGCAGCGGCCAGACGAAGAAGUGUUCAAGCAGAUGGAGGAGCAUGAGAUGGAGAGAGAGAGGCAGAGAGAGCGAGAGCGCUUGCCCAGGUUGGAUGCUAUCCCAUGAUGGCUUGAGCAUCCACGGCCUGGAGAAACACAACCUGCGCUGUACUGAGUGCCAACGCCGACCUCGUCCACACCCCUCCAGACCCCAAGACAUCCGGUUGCAAGCAUUACUUUACUGACUGCAUCCUGGGAUACGUCUUAUAUUCACACUCCAGGGACAUAUGGUGUGACAUGCUAAAACAUGUUUUAAUUAUACCUUGAGUAUUUUAUUAAAAACAAAUAUGCGAUAACAGUCAGAUGAACGCCACAGUCACUGAUCGGACCCGUAUGAAACAUCUCAGAGGUUCUUAUACUCUUCACUCGCUAGUUAGAUAGGUCUGUCAGAAGUGGCCACACAAAUGAUGGCAUGGGGAAAUGAUUAGCCACGCCCACUUUAUGUUAAAGGUUAACAGUUAUAGUGACGAGCAUGUGAAAACUGGAAAGUUUUGUUUUGCGUAAAAGAAAAAACUUGAUUGGUGUACUUUACAAAGAGCCACUUACAUUUUCAUGACUUGUAAAUUCAUUUCUUUAAAAGUAUAAAUAAAACAGCACUUUAUUACUUAA